AUGUCGCAUUCAUCGAAUCAAAAUGUUGAAGAUCCUCAUGCAAAAAUGGCUUCAGAAUCAGCACCACCUGGUAUGAAUUCAAUUACAAAUACAGUUGGUAUGCAUCCGAUUACAAAUGAAACAUCAACACAAAAACCUCCAUCAGAUGUACGACGAGGAAGUUGUGAUAAACCAGGAUGUACUGAUGACCAUAGUGGAAAACCACAUGAAUAA
Messenger RNA from Rotaria sordida, 213 nucleotides. NCBI's taxonomy places the organism in Eukaryota, Metazoa, Rotifera, Eurotatoria, Philodinida, Philodinidae. The record is from the annotation of a GenBank genome assembly.